CCUCUCGCUCGCGCCAUUAUAGCACGGCGCACGGCGCGCCUUCGGCCCCGAUCCACCCACUGCUCAAAGCAGAACGCCCAGCGAGCGAUGUCGAGGCCGAACCGGAGCGACGCGCACCUGUCCCCGGCGGACGAGGCGGCGCGGGAGGCCGAGGUGCGGGAGUACUUCGACGACGCGGCGCCCAAGCGCCACACCAAGCCCUCCCGCAGCGAGCACUCCGCCGUGUACGCCGACGCGAUCGUCCCGGACAGCUCCCACCCGGAGCUGGACAAGUUCCAAGAGCUCGAAGCCCACACCGAGAGACUGGUCUACGAGGGCGGCAAGGUAGGGGAGGAGUUCGUGGAGACCGAGUACUACAAGGACCUCGGCGGCGUCGGCAAGCAGCACCACACGACCGGAACGGGCUUCAUCAGGAUGGACAGAGACAAGGGCGCCUCGUUCAAGCUGUCCGAAGACCCCGACGCAGCGGAGCGCCAUGAUUCUUGCAAGGGGAACCCUGCUACCAACGAGUGGAUCCCGUCGGCUGACUCGGUGUACCCGGCGUCAGACAAACCGAGCAGAAGCGACAGCUGAGCAGCAUCCCCGGCCAUGAGAGAGAACUCAGAACAUGUGCUUCCACCAGCAAAAUAAGAAACCACACUGUUAUUCAUGAUUAAUGAUACCCUAUAUCUUAUUACUCCCUCCAUCUCAAAUUAUUAGUUGUUUUAAUUUUUCUA
Panicum hallii is the source of this 716-nucleotide messenger RNA. RefSeq lists its product as uncharacterized. The record is from RefSeq and is a predicted model, not a curated record. NCBI's taxonomy places the organism in Eukaryota, Viridiplantae, Streptophyta, Magnoliopsida, Poales, Poaceae. Bases 88 to 573 code for a protein of 161 amino acids. The transcript has 4 exons.